AUGAGAAACCGAUCGAUUCCGAAUUUCACCCAUCCACUCACCCAAGCCAGAUCUUAUUCCGUCCAACACAACAUUAAUCAUCAAGACUCUUUGGCAGAGCCUAACAUCGAAUCUGCCAAAGUAAUUCAUCAGCACCUUAUCGAUUACUAUGGGAAAAAGUUCUUGAACGACGCCAUAGCUAAAAAGAACGCUAUUCAAAAUCCCCACCUCAUUAACGAACCAUACUAUGAACUAAAUGAUCAAAACAACGAUCCUUAUCAUGUUUCUUUUAAGGGUCCUCAAGAAGAAAAAGCGAAGAUAUCUUCUCCUGAACCAGAAACCACAAAACCUCCGUGUGCAGAAGCCAAAAAAUCAAAACCCAAGCCAAAGCCUAUCUACAAGAAAGUGACAUCAACCCCAAAACCAAAAGCAUUUGAGAAACCGAUCUUCAAUGAACUGGCAGUAACGCCAAAGGCUGUAGGUUUAGAACAAGAAUACUAUUCUGAAGAAAUCAUCACUCCCAAAAAUGUAUUCUUCAAAGAGAACAUCAAUGAGGUGGGGAAUGGACUUCCUUUAUCCCACGAACAAAAAAAGGUUCUUGAACUACUUAGAGAAGCCGAGGAAUUUAUGAAUGGAGCAGGACCGAACCUCGAAGCCCAAAUUCAGGGCAGUAAAGACAAUAAGGAAGACAUUGAAGAUGUUGUCCGCAAAAUUGAAGAGCAUGAACCUGAAUCUUACACCACAGCACCUGUAGAAACUCAGGAAGAAGAUGAACCAGAAACAAACACCGAUGUUACAGAGACUGGAAACCCUAGAGAUGAUGCAGAGGAUAUAAGAGGAAAUAAUGAUGAGAUUGUUGAUGAUGGUGAAGUUAAAGUAGGAAACGCCGAUGUCGUUGAUGAUGAGGAAGCUUCAGAACCUGACGAAGAAGAUAUUAAACAACCAAACGAGGAACCAGAAGAGGAUAGUGAAGAUAAAUCAGAGGAAUCUGAUACUGAAGAUGAAACACCACCUGAAGUAGUACCCGAAAACCCUAAAGAGGAGAUUCAAGAUACCACUGAGCCCGGACCAAAAACCGAGAUUGAAAAAAAUCCGGAACUGCAAAAAGAAAACGAAGAACCUGAAUAUUUUAAACCGGAAGAAUUAUAUGAUGAACUAGAACGAAUAGAAAAGAUUGUUUUUGAUGGGCAGAAAAACGAAAAAACUGCUCCUGUGGCACCUGAAAAUGAAUCAUCUGAAGAACAACAAGAAAAAAACGAUAAAGCAAGUGAAUCUGAAGAAAGUUCUAAAGAAUCUGAAGAAAACAACGAGGAAGCUGAUAAAGAAACAGAGGAAGAAGAAGAGGAUGAAAAAAAAUCAGAAGAAAAAGAAGAAUCGAGUAAAGAAAACACAGAAAAGGAAGAAGAAAGCGAACAAGAAGAAUCUGGGGAAGAGUCUGACGAAAAUCCAGAAGAACAAAAAGAAGAAGCACCAAGUAAAGAGUCUAAGGAAGAUGAAAAACGAAGAAUUCUUGAAGAAAACGAUAGAACUUUGAAAGAAUUAAUUAAUGAGGACUUCGAAGUAGAAGAUAUUGAAGGAUUAAACAUUCCUAAAGGUAUUAAAGAUACAGACAGGUACAAAGAAAUAGUCGAAGACGUGAAAAAGCCGGUGGACCUCGAUAAAUUCACUUCCUUCGUCGAAGACGACUUAGAUUUGGACAAUUUUUUCAACAAAAAGUUCGAGGAGAAUUUAAAUAACCUGAAUAAAGCUGAAAACAGCGUGGAAGAGGAAGAUGAAGUUGAAGAAUCAAAGGAAGAAGAAAAGAAAGAUGCUGAAAAGCCUCAAGAGUCUGGGGAAGAAGCUAAUGAAGAAAAUGAGGAUGAAGAGGAAGAAAAUGAUGAAAGUGGUGAAGAAAAUGAUGAAGAAACAGAGGAAAGUGCUAAGAAAGAAGAAGCCGAGACUAAAACCCAGGAAAAAGAAGCCAUAGACGAUGAUUUACCCACUGAAGACUCCAAAACUCAUGAAAUAAUCCAACCCCACCUUCACUCAGGCGGUUUUGAAAAAGGUCUUCAAGUUUUCGACACUUCCCGACAAGUAGUGACGGUACCCUUUGAUUAUGACUACAGUGGAAGUCAAAAGACUCCAGUUCAACAGUCCCCACCACUGCAAAGUACUACUCCUUUAAGUAGAAUUGUAAAAAGACAAGUAAAAGAGAUUGACUGGUAUUAUAAGCCGGAAAAGUACGAUCCUAGUUUUACUUACGUCAUACCGGAGCCGAACAUUCCCGAUUUGCAGAAGUUCGAGACCAAAGAGCAUAAAGAUGAAGAGUUGGGUCCUACGGCGUUUGUUACAGAAAACGAAAGUGGUAGAAAAAAGACUUAUAUUAGGGUGAACCAAAAGAAAGAGAAUUUGUAUGAUUAGGCAGAUAAUUUGAUAUUAUUUUGACUUCCGUGUCUUUUGAAAUAACAUUCAACAUACUUAUUGUACAGGGUGUUUCAAAAAACAUGUGCCA
Sitophilus oryzae (rice weevil) is the source of this 2470-nucleotide messenger RNA. Its product is annotated as glutamic acid-rich protein-like. The record is from RefSeq and is a predicted model, not a curated record. The coding region runs from base 1 to 2379 and encodes 792 amino acids. The transcript is spliced from 2 exons. Lineage: Eukaryota; Metazoa; Arthropoda; Insecta; Coleoptera; Curculionidae.